CGAGCCGCGCAGAAGCGAUCGUUGUAGAAGCGCAAAAGAGGAAGAACCGCGUGGCGGGCAAGGAUCGCACGUUGCCGAGGCGGGUUGGAAAGGACACACACAGCGACAGGAUGAAAGACGAGGUUGAAAUCGGGACUCGGUUCAUCUCCCGCUUGGUGAACCGUCAUGAGAAGCUGGAGAAGAACCAAGUGGAGCGCUUCGGCGAGAACCUGACCAAGAUCCUGUGCGAGCGGUUUAACGAGCAUUGGUAUCCAGAUAACCCCGUGAAAGGACAAGCGUACAGAUGCAUCCGGAUCAAUAGAAAGCAGCAGGUUGAUGAUUCUCUCCUAAAGGCCUGCACGGCCUGUGGUCUGGAUUAUUCGGAAUUGGCACUGCCCAGGGAGAUUUCCAUCUGGAUUGAUCCUGGCGAAGUUUGCUGCAGGCUUGGUGAGAACAACCAGUACUUCACGGUGAAGGAUGAAGAGAACAAGAGUGGGAAAUCGACCCCAGAGCCAGUGACAUCAGAUUAUCACUCAGAAUCCCCCUCUGAGACUUCAGAAGAUGAGAGCCUGGCCAAGUUUUCUAAGACAAGAUAUCCGGGCAGAAGUCGCCUGGUUGGGAAACACAGUCCCACACUGCCUACCCAGUAUUUCUACGUUCCAGCUCCUCUCUGGGUUCCGUGCCCUCAAAGUGUGGUCAGCUACAUCCCAGCCUACCAGCCUGUGUUCUACUACGUUGACGUCACCUCAAAAUCCCCUGUGCCCAGAAAACCCAACUUGAAUCUCGUGAGACGCCUUACCAAACGGGCCGCCAAACCCUGAAGAAGUGGGGUUGGGGGGGGGCUGAGUGAAAACCUUGGUCCCUCACAACAUCUCAAGUUCUGCCUAGAGUUUGUCCUUAUUUACACUGACAUUGGGACCUUGGGGGGGGGGAAGUAAACAACUUUUCUUUUUUAUAUUCUUCUUUCAGGUGGUUGCUAACUCUUGGCAAUUCUCCCCCCACCCCCCACCCCCCCUGCAACCCGGUGGGGGAACUACCAAGAGUUACCCUCUUCACCUUGCCCCCCCAGACCGAAAGAUAGGGGGGUGGCACUGCCUUGUUUCUAUGGUGCCAAACAAGUGUAGCAUUAGCAUUGUAUAUUAUUUAGCACUUCAGCAUAGUAGGGAUAAAACUGGAGACCUGUGUUUCUCCUACGUUGCACUUGGCAGGGGAGUGGGAUCAAAGAGUUAGAGCAAGACACGGAGGGGAAAAGAAGAUGGGGAAAGGUUCGGAUGUGGAAACUGAAAGAACAAGAGGGGAAGGAAAAACCAGGUCGACAGGCUUCUGUGCGUAGUCAACUUUGCUUAAGGUAUUUACUGCUUCUGCAAAACCUGUCACAAUUCAUCGUGACUGAAUUACGUGGGUGUAUCCUGUGAUUUUUUUUUU
This is a messenger RNA of Ahaetulla prasina, 1404 nucleotides long. RefSeq names its product protein BTG3-like. NCBI's taxonomy places the organism in Eukaryota, Metazoa, Chordata, Lepidosauria, Squamata, Colubridae. Gene Ontology annotation, cellular component: nucleus; cytoplasm. The record is from RefSeq and is a predicted model, not a curated record. Gene Ontology annotation, biological process: negative regulation of mitotic cell cycle; negative regulation of cell population proliferation. The transcript is spliced from 5 exons. Bases 111 to 800 code for a protein of 229 amino acids.